Penicillium subrubescens is the source of this 1692-nucleotide messenger RNA. Its product is annotated as MFS transporter. NCBI's taxonomy places the organism in Eukaryota, Fungi, Ascomycota, Eurotiomycetes, Eurotiales, Aspergillaceae. Gene Ontology annotation, biological process: transmembrane transport; spermine transport. The record is from RefSeq and is a predicted model, not a curated record. Gene Ontology annotation, cellular component: fungal-type vacuole membrane. Gene Ontology annotation, molecular function: spermine transmembrane transporter activity. The coding region runs from base 1 to 1692 and encodes 563 amino acids. The transcript has a single exon.
AUGACUGAAUCAACGAUACCCGAGCCUCAAGAAACCCCCGCGCCCGUGCAACCUUUGCACCUCACCAAGGCCGAGACACGAGAAACCCUUCGCAAUAUGGGAAUCUCAGAACACCCAGCACCGCUGGACUACAACUACCCUGAAGUCGGACGGACAGAAAACCCUUUAUUUCCCGAAGAAUAUGUUAUCGAAACAGAAACCGGUCUUGUUCCACAAGCUACAUUGGAACAAGUUCGAUCGAGAGCUUCUACCUCCACCGAAGCUACACGACGAGAAGAUUUUCCCAUCGACCCAGAGAAAGCGCCCGGCAAGUCUACAGAAUACGUGACUUUUACCAUUGGAGAUCCUGAACAUCCUCACAACUGGUCUCGUGUCUAUCGAUGGUACAUCACCCUGGUGGCCUCAGCCUUGGUGGUGUGCAUUGCUUACGGCUCGUCAAUUGUCACUGGAGGUCUGGGAUUGAUUCAGGAAAAGUACAAUGUCUCAUUGGAAGUUGCCAUCUUGACUUGCUCGAUUAUGGUUUGCGGUUUCGCGGUCGGCCCAUUACUUUGGUCUCCCUUGUCUGAGAUCAUCGGUCGAAGACCUGUUUACAUCAUUUCACUGGCACUUUAUGUUAUUUUCAACAUUCCAUGUGCGCUCUCGCCCAAUAUUGGAGGUCUUCUUGUGUGUCGUUUCCUGUGUGGUGUGUUCUCCAGUUCUGGUUUGUCUUUGGCUGGAGGCACCAUUGCCGAUAUUUGGAGCACCGAGGAGAGGGGUAUGGCUAUCGCCUAUUUCGCCGCUGCGCCAUAUUGUGGACCUGUCGUCGGUCCCAUCGUUACCGGCUGGAUCAAUGUUGGAAGUGGUCGAUUAGAUCUGUUCUUUUGGACGAACAUGGCAUUCGCAGGCGUGAUCAUGAUUAUGGUCGGUCUGAUCCCGGAAACUUAUGCUCCAGUCAUUCUCAAGCGACGAGCUGCCAAACUUCGAAAGGAAACAGGCAACCCAAACAUUAUCACGGAACAAGAGCAAACAAAGCUCACUGUGCGCGAUAUUGCUCGCACAAGUCUCAUCCGCCCGAUUACAAUGAUCAUGACCGAACCAGUGCUUGAUCUGAUGUGCAUGUACAUUGUUCUCAUCUACGCCAUGCUGUAUGCCUUUUUCUUCGCCUACCCAGUCAUCUUCGGCAAGCUCUACGGCUACAACGACGGACAAAUCGGCCUGAUGUUCAUUCCCAUCUUGAUUGGCGCCGGCUUCUCACUGCUUACGACGCCCGUCAUUGAAAAACAGUUCAAGCGAAUUUAUGACUCGCGAACACCCACUCCCGAAGAUCGCCUGAUUGGAGCCCUGAUCGGAGCGCCAUUCAUCCCAAUUGCAUUCUUCCUGCUGGGUGCCACGUCCUUCAAGCAUAUUAUCUGGGUCGGACCUGCUUCCUCGGGUAUUGCCUUUGGAUACGGAAUGGUUCUGUGCUAUUAUUCCGUGAACAACUACAUUAUCGACUCUUAUCAGAAAUACGCUGCUUCUGCUUUGGCUGCUAAAGUGUUUUUGCGAUCCGGAGGUGGUGCUGCUUUCCCGUUGUUUACUACACAGAUGUAUGAUCGCCUUGGCCUUCAGUGGGCCUCGUGGCUGCUUGCAUUUAUUGGAGUUGGCAUGGUGUUUAUUCCAUACGUCUUCUAUGUUUUUGGUGGGAGGCUUCGCGCAAAGCUGACGCGGGAGUGA